Bubalus bubalis (water buffalo) is the source of this 2517-nucleotide messenger RNA. It is a transcript of the gene ATOH8, whose product is annotated as atonal bHLH transcription factor 8. The record is from RefSeq and is a predicted model, not a curated record. Gene Ontology annotation, molecular function: protein dimerization activity; DNA-binding transcription factor activity. Bases 421 to 1485 code for a protein of 354 amino acids. The transcript has 4 exons. NCBI's taxonomy places the organism in Eukaryota, Metazoa, Chordata, Mammalia, Artiodactyla, Bovidae.
AAAGGAGGCGGCCGGCAGCCCAGCUGUUUUGAAAAAUGCUUCCUGUUUCUUUAAAGGCGCUCGCGGCUCGGGCGGCCGGGGCUGGGGAGGCGGCGGCGCUGACUGAUCUGGGGAACCGGGCUUCUGUGUAAACUGAGGCUAAACAAACACAGAUGGAGCGCAGCGGGCGUUCUCCAGAAACGCUGGCACGGCGGCAGCGACUUCAGAUGACACUCUGAGCGCUCCGGGAACGGACAGCCCGGCGGCGCAGCUGCCCCGGGGCGAGGGGGAGAAAGGGAGGGAGGGAGGGAGCGAGCGAGCGAGCAGGGGGAGAGCUGGCGACUCCGAGGCGCUGAGCGCGGCGGCCGCCCGGGCAGAGCGAGCGCGGCGGGCGCGCUUCCCGGGCAGCCCCACGCCCCUGCCUCGCGCGUUACCCGCGCCAUGAAGCACAUCCCGGUUCUCCAGGACGGGCCCUGGAAGACCGUGUGCGUGAAGGAGCUGAACGGCCUCAAGAAGCUCAAGAGGAAAGGCAAGGAGCCGGCCCGGCGCGCGAACGGCUAUAAAACUUUCCGAUUGGACUUGGAAGCGCCCGAGCACGGCGCCACCGCCACCAACGGGCUGCGGGACAGAACCCAGCGGCUGCAGCCAGUCCCGACCCCGGUGCCAGCCCGGGUGGCGCCGGCCGUUCCCUCAGGUGGGGGCGCAGACACGGCCGGGGAGCGCGGGGGCGCCCGGGCGCCGGAGGUCUUGGACCCGCGGAAACGCGGCUUCGCCCUGGGCGCAGUGGGGCCGGGACUCCCCACGCCGCCUCCGCCGCCGCCGCCUCCUGCGCCCCAGGGCCAGGUACCUGGGGGUCCCGAGACACAGCCUUUCCGGGAGCCGGGCCUGCGUCCCCGCAUCUUGCUGUGCGCACCGCCAGCACGCCCCACGCCGUCUGCGCCCCCGGCGCCCCCAGAGCCCCCGGUGCGCCCCGCGCCCCCCACGCGCCCUGGGGAAAGUUCUUACUCGUCAAUUUCACACGUAAUUUACAAUAACCACCCGGAUUCCUCCGCGUCGCCUAGGAAACGGCCGGGCGAAGCCACCGCCGCCUCCUCGGAGAUCAAAGCCCUGCAGCAGACCCGGAGGCUCCUGGCGAACGCCAGGGAGCGGACGCGAGUGCACACCAUCAGCGCAGCCUUCGAGGCGCUCAGGAAGCAGGUGCCGUGUUACUCGUACGGGCAGAAGCUGUCCAAGCUGGCCAUCCUGAGGAUCGCCUGCAACUACAUCCUGUCCCUGGCGCGGCUGGCCGACCUCGACUACAGCGCCGACCACAGCAACCUCAGCUUCUCCGAGUGCGUGCAGCGUUGCACCCGCACCCUGCAGGCCGAGGGCCGCGCCAAGAAGCGCAAGGGGAUCUUCCUGACCCAGAGAUCGAACCUGGGUCUCCUGCAUUGCAGGCAGACUCUUCAUCAGCUGAGACACCAGGGAAGCCCAUACAGUGACUUCCAAGAUGGGGCCAAGGAGUGACCAGCCAUGGGCUCGCCUGAGGAUGCUGCUGUGGGCCCUCUUUCCAAGUCAAGCUUGAGGAGAAGGUGAGCUUGCCAAGUCCAGCCUCGUCUUCCUCUCUAAGAUGCCACCGGAUGCUCAGACCACCUCCUCUCAGGACAAGAGUUAGCCUGCCUCCUACUCACCCUCACCCAGACCCCCACCCCCAGCCACUCUACGGUGACUUUGCACUUUGCUCUCUGCCCGGUGGGGUGGGGAGAGCAAAGUCUUCGCCUUGCCCGGGCCUGAGGCCCACCGUCCUGGCUGCAGAAAUUCAUUGCCAAAGAUUCAACAGGGACACUGAACAAACUGGGGGUGAGAGGACCCCAUGGUGAAAAGCCACACUGUGGCUCUGUGACCUUUGCUCCUCGUGUUGCCCGGGUCCCAUCUCAGGCCAAAGACAAGUCAACAUUUCCACUAGGAACUCAUGGAAGAGAUGGAUGUUUGGUAACUUCAGACAUGAUCCGGAACUGUCUUUCUCCACUUGGCCCUGAGCUGGCUGGACCCAAGAUACAUCUUCUAGGGGCUGUGAGAGGGAGGCUGGGGGUGCCUGUGGGGAGUGGGAUCUGAGAUCCCAGCCCCUCUCUCCCUCCCACUGGCUGCCCAGGCCUCUGACCUUGAUUUUCCAUGUUCCCUGGGCCCAGGCUCCUUCUUGGGCCCUCAGCAUCAUGAGAAUUGAGUAUGUAGGGGGAGCAGCACCCAUACCCCACCCCCGGGACUUGCCUCGAGGUGACCUGCCCCCAGCUGGCCUGGCCAGCCACUCCUUGCCAGGGGCCCGCCCUCCUGACAGGACACACAAGAGGGUGCCCUGCCUGGAGGCCAAUGGUCUGUGACGGUUGUGCAGGGGGGCAGAGGAGAGGAAGGGACCAGGGGAAUGGGCCAGUAAUGUGGGGAGGAAGGCAUGUUCAAAGCCAAGGCCUGUUCUUUCCUUGUGCUCACAUGGCCAAAGCUGUUCACAUCUGUGCUCAACCAUCUGCUUCAAAUUGAAGUAAAAGCCCCAAUGUGUAAAGAAAA